Molecule: messenger RNA, 4796 nt
Organism: Pocillopora meandrina
Lineage: Eukaryota; Metazoa; Cnidaria; Anthozoa; Scleractinia; Pocilloporidae
Source: the annotation of a GenBank genome assembly
AUUAACCUUUUAUCUCCCAUUAGUGACCAACACAGAAUUUCUCCUUAUAAUAUCAAUACAAUAUCAUCCAUAUUAGUGAUGAGAAUAAAGAAAAAUAUCAAUUUGGGAAUAGUUCAUUGAUCCAAUACUAGAUUCUGUGAACUAACAUUAUAAGAAUUGUAUGGUUACCAGUAAUGGGAAUUACAAAUUUGAUCUUGGAGUUAAAGAGUAAAAUGACACAUGCUGAUUAGUUAUUUCAAUCUUAAGCCUGUUUCUGAAUAUGUAAUGAGUUUCUGUGCCUAAUUGAUGAUCACUUUUUGUAAGAGAUGGGUAACAAAAUGUUGAGCCAGUAAGAGUCAGUGUCACCCAAAAAAAUACCUUCUUAAGUCUUCAUCUUUACAAAAAAAAGAAAAGCUGUUUGGAAAUUGACUGUCUUUUCAGUUUCACCCUACACAACUCCUUAGUCUUGAUCUGUGAUGCAAAGACAUAGUCCUCCCUUAAAAGAGGAAAAAUUGUUUCAGAUAGUGGACUGUCUUCAUGUACUGAGUGAGUGUUUGAAUUGGUACAAGAGAUGGGUAACUGGAAGCUGACUGGGUAAAGAGUUGGUACACAACCCUUCCUUAGCCAUGAUCUGUGAUGCGAAGACUUAGUCCCCAACAAAGAGGAUAUAUUGUUUCUGAUACUGGACUGUCUUUAGGCACUGAUCAGGUGUUUGACUUUGUACAUGAGAUGGGUGACUGAAGGCUGACCUGCUAAGGAGUCGGUUUCAACAAACACAACUCUUCCUUAGUCUUGAUCUAUGAUGCAAAGACUUGGUCCUCAAAAAAGAGGAAAAACUGUUUGAGACACUGGACUGUCUUUAUGCACUGAUCGGAUGUUUAACUUUGCACCAGAGAUGGGUGACUAAUAAGUGACCUACUAAGGUGUCGGUUACACUCAACAAACCUCUGAAAAUAUUUGAUUAGACUUAAUUUCUGCUUUAUACAUGAAAGCUUAUUUAUUAACUAAAGGAGUUAUGUUUGUUGAUUUUUGUAUCUUUCAAUCCUGAUACAGGACAAAACCAAGAGCAGAGACAAGUUUUACUGUCUUAGAUUCCAGUUGAUUAUUGGACCAUGAUUGUCUCAAUGAGGUGUUCAAGGUAAGUGUUUCGUUAUCGUUAGGAUGCUGCACGUAUUCAAUUUAAACUACAACAUAGAAGCAUCAUUUUACAUAUGUAGCUGGGCUGGGCUUUUUACAGCACGUGACUCGCCUAUCAGAAUUUACCAUCUAGUUUGGGUGGAAUGUAAAGACAAUCUCAUUUACAUAGAGCUCUGUCCUUGCGCGACGAGUUCUCUUUACGGCUCAAGCGCAACUCUUCCACAAAAUCUCACGAAUAAAAUCUCACUUAAGCAGAGAAAAACACGUAACCUACAGCCAAUUAUUGUAAUUAGACAUUUAGGGCCUGUUUAAAGGAAUGUGGGGGACCCAAGGUAGGUGAGGUAACCCACCUAGCCGUGGUCGAUAAAAAUCCCAUGUUUACAUACAAUCUUGCAACCCCGGGAUGCUGGGGUGAAGUUUCUCGAGGUUGUUAUCGCCAUUGCGGCAUAACAUGCGAAUGUAGGGUUGAGUUCAAAGUAAAAACGUGACUAAAUCGCCGUCGAGGUUUCAUUGCUAAGAGGACGUAAACAAAGGUAUGUUAGCGUUUUAGCUCGUGACGCGCGUGGGACUGCAAGGAAAUGUAAAAAGUUUUAACACACUUGUGUAUCGCUAUUGUUUGGCUCAUUUGAUCUUUUUGUAACAUGAACGCCACCCCGGCUAGGCGGGUUACCCCACCUUGAGGCGUUUACAUGGCAAAUUAUCACCCCGGCUGACAUGGUUACCCUACUCAGCAGACCAGGCAACCCGGCUAAGCGGGUCACCCCACCUAUCAUGUAAACGUGAUCAAGAUAAAAUAAGAGAUUAUAUGGACUGGCGGGUUACCCCACUUAGGCGGGUAACCUCACCAAACUGGGGUCCCCCACCUCCAUAUAAACAGGCCCUUCAGAGCUUUUUGUUCGCUAAGUGAAAGCCAAGUUUUCAGAAGAAAGAAAGAAUUUGGCUCUUUGGCUUACAAAAGAGUAAAAUCGAAUUUUAAAAAAAUAACUACACAAGAACGAGAAUGUUCAAGCCCUAACUCAUGAAUGCGAACCUUAUAUGAAAAUUGUCAAUUGAACAAAAUCGAAUAAAUACGAGGCGUAGAAGAUUUUUUUACUGAUAGAUGUCACAAUUUUGAAUUUAAUUUUUAAAAAUUAUGACAGCAGAAAUUUCAUUUCGUCUAUUCUUAAACUCAGCAGUUAAUUUUUUAAGAAGCCAGGUUUUCUCGAGCAGAUCCUUUUCGUUUUAAACCUGCAAAAAUCCAUUCGAUUCACUGCUUCACUAAACCGCCAAAUUUAAGAGCUAGUUUGACUCAAAAUCUUCAAGAAAUAUUCUGCUAGUCGCUCUCUAAAUACCAAACUUUUGCAACGCGUCCCAGCAAUGAAAACAUCCGAAACCGGCUUUCGUUCUCAUGAAAUUCUACGUCCUCCAAGAAAGCAAGCGGCCUUAAGCUGUUUUAAAGGAAACUUUUGCCUGAACCUCUGGUUCCUUAUUAAAGCGAAAUGCAUCCGCGUUUUGAGUGAUCGCGUAAUAAACCCUAGCUUGCUGAAAGAAUUUAGACGCUUCCAGGUUGCAUGCUUCUGAUAUAGGCCUGUUGGUAUAGGAUCAGGUAAUACUCAACAGCUUUCAAUAUAGGAUUAAAAGUUAAUGAAUCUUUUGUGACUCACUUAAGUUCAAAGUCUCCUUAGCUGUCUCUUCAGGUAGAUUGGUAUAACUCAGAUUGUCAAUUUGUUUGGAGGCGAAUAAUUUUCGUUUUAGGCCGGCUUUGUUAUGGCGCCCUUUGGUAUGACGAUUUUUGUUCCCCUUCACAUGGUGGCCACAGGUCGGGGAAAUUUCAAGGAAAAAAAUGUUUUUAAAUGUCAGGGAAUUUCACGUUGACUCAGGGAAAAUUAAGGCUUUAAAAGGAGUCAAGGAAAAGUGAAAUCUGUAAUAAAUAUGAUCUCAUUCCUCUUGUUUUGGCCUCUUCGUUUCCCCUUCAAAUGCAAGCCCAAGUAGGUUUUAGAAUAAAAUCAUACAUUUUCUUCUCUCGUUUAUUUUCAUGGUUUUCGAACUUUUUCAAUUCUUUGGUAAAUUUCACGGACAUGAAACUUGUUUGAUAGGGAGAAUAUUUUAUUAACGAAAUGAACAGCAGGCUGUUGGGUUUCCAAGAGAAUCAAUCCUUUUCCCUCGCUAUGUUAAGGAAUUCUGGACCCAUGUAGUCUACAUGUGACUUGCUGAAAGCCUGAUGCAUGGUUGGGGAGGAUGUGUGAAGGAAGGUCGGAGGCCAUUAUCCGGACUGAUUUGUCACACUUUUGAUUCAGUUUAUCAGGGGAAUUGUACAUUUUUCUGGGAAAAGUCAGGGAAACUCGGCAAAUUUCAAAACCUGUGGCUGUGGCAACCAUGGUUAACGUUAGCAUCUUGCCUGAACGACAGACUAGUUUUGCCUGAAUUAUGCUAUUAUUUUUAGACAAACUAUUUUCAAAAACUCUUCAGGGCUGGUCUAAUUAAUGUUUAUAGUAACAUAGCUUAUUAUUUCGUGGUUUCAUUUACUUCCAUUUUCCCUCCUUUUUGAUGACAUAACCUGGGAGCUGACACAACAUUAGAGGCUGGUGGUACUCAAAAACUUUUCAGGGCUGGUCUAAUUAAUCUAAUUAGUUUUGUCUCCUGAAAACGGCAGGUAGUUAUUUGGUCUUUCGAUCGACUAAAUUCGAAAUGCACCAAAGCAAACUUUUUAUGUCAAUUCUUCAGCUUUGAUCUGAAAAUAGUUUUAAUUUUCAACUCGAAAAUUUGUCGAUCAGUUGUAUCUUAAAUAAUUUGGAUUAUUAGAAACAAUAAUUGAAACGAAUUAACUGUCAGAACUACUAAAAUGUUUCCUUAUUUUCAAUUUCAGUGAUGAGAUUAAGAUGAAUGGAUAAGUUUAAUGUUAACCGGUGGUCCUAAAUUUUCAUCUUCAAUUGUUUGUGGCUUUAAGGGUUAAAAAUAUAUUUAACCAGAACUAGUGGUCUUGAGUUAUAAUCGUUUAAUUUUCCUGGUCUCUUCGAUGCUGGAAAAAUAGUAUUAGGUAAAAAUGUUACUUUAAAUAAUUGUUGUGGCGUAGUUGAACGAAAGCUUGUGUAAUUCUGUUAUGAUGGUCCAGAAAUUGUCUGUGAACAGUACAUUUUUUAACACUGCCAAAAUGUUACUUUAAAUAAUUGUUGUGGCGUAGUUGAACGAAAGCUUGUGUAAUUCUGUUAUGAUGAUCCAUAAAUUGUCUGUGAACAGUACAUUUUUAAUACUGCCAAUUUGUAUGUAUACAAUUAUCGCGUACCUCUCCUCUUCCAGUAACCCCAAAGAUUACAAGUGUAAAAAGAAGGUCAAGAAAGACGAGAAUACUUUUUAUUCCGGUGAGUGUAGCUUUGUAGUUCACUUGAACGAAAACUUGUGUAAUGGAAGUUUUUCAUGAUCUUUUGAGAGGAAAAAUUUGUGUCGUCCUUGUUAUGAAGGACAGAGGCUUGUGGAGGUUUGUCUUAGUCUUGUGGCCGGAAAAGUUCGUUUGUCGGUAACGUUUUUAUGGCUCAAAUUCUUGGUUUUGAUUUCAUUUCCCUGUUUUGUAGGUUUCUUCGACCACCCACAGCUGGAUACCAGGGAACACGAUCACCUUAAACAUGAAACUAGAGACAAAAGACAAGAGACAAAUAUCAAUCUUGGAAAGAAAGCAAAAUUGGAUCGACCCCCAAUUCAGAGAA